CCUUCCCUCCUCCCGUUGUAAGAGGCAAAGAGAGUCACACACUCGAGUGUUCAGUUGCGCAGUCAGUCAGUCAGUCAGUCAGCCACUCAGAUAGUCACACACAGGUACACAGGAUACCGAGGUUGGGUGAGACGCUGAGAGAGAUACAAAGAGGAUAAGAGGCAGAGAAACAGCAACUGGUUGCUCAUAGACUGUCAAGGUUUCAGGGAGGGUACGGACAGCCUGCCCUAUGUGUGGCUCCUCUCAAGGCUUCACAGCCUCCUCUCAGUGCACCACAGCCAUGUUAACCUCAGAGAGCUCACUGCACGGCACGGGGGUCGUCACUGCGACGAUGAUGGAGACACAGGAUGUGGACAUGACAUCGUGGAGAGAGGCAGACUUUGAGGAGAGGUGCACUUACAUUGUGAAGGACCAACCUCUGGAGCAAGAGUCUGAAAGCCACGGGAGGACACGAGCAGAGAGAUCCUUACCCAGGAACCUAUCCCUAAAGCGCCGCCACCACUCAACAGAGGUGCUCGGAGUGACGAGUAAGGAGCUGAUUCCUAAGGGGACGCGUUUUGGCCCUCUGGUGGGGGAGAGCUACACCAACGAAAUACUGAAGACAGACGCUGACAGGAAGUACUUCUGGAGGGUCUUCUUGGAGGGGCGCUUACACCACAUCCUGGACGGACUGAACGAGGAGAGGAGCAACUGGAUGCGCUACGUCAACCCGGCCUGCACCAUUGAGGAGCAGAACCUGGUGGCAUGCCAGAGUGGCCUGGGUAUCUACUUCUACACAAUCAAAGCGUUGCAGCCAGGCCAGGAGCUGCUGGUGUGGUACUGCCCCGAAUUCGCCCGGCGCUGUAACUACCCUCCCCUGGGCCAACUGGCUAUUGACAGUAUUGAACAGAGUCAAGCUCAGGAGAAAACGACGGGGAAAAGAGGACACAGCGUCUCAGAAAUCCUCCGAGACGAGCCCCCUAGAUCCCUGACUACCUGCCCCAGCCCUUUGUCUCGGACCAACCUCUCAGCGGUUUUGCCCCUGUGUCCUCGUGUUGUCUACCCAAUCCAGCCGGACUCUGAAUCUAUCCACAGAUAUGCGCCUCUGCCACCCAUGCCGUCCUGCAGCCCCCCAGCUGCCAAGAGGCCAGCUCUAAGUCGUCCUGUCCCCUCUAUUUUGCACUUCAGCUAUCAGCAUGGUCAAGCCCCUGUUAUAUCCAAACUUUACCAAGAGCCCACUGUGCCUGAUCGAGUUCAUCCUGCUCUGAAGCACGCUCCCUACUAUCUGCCUCACUACUCACUUGGCCUUAACAACAUUCUACCUCAUUCCUACCCUUUUUACAGUGAUCGACUGAAACCUCACGUAACACUCUCGUCUCAUUUACUGCCUUUUGACAGCUAUACACACCUCCUCCAUCCUCUAGCCAACGGACACAAAGACUUGACACUUGCACUAUCCAGUACCAAACAAGACCUCAUUCCUUCACCAACUGGUGAACACAAAGACAAGGACCUCACAUCCAGUCGGACAAACUACCUCAGGAUCACGUCAGGUCACCUCAGAGAUUUCAAACACUCUUCUCCCGGCAGUGUCCACGCAGACCUCGCUAUGCCUGCCACAUCCAGCGCCUCAUCCAUGGUCACCUCGCUCAGUGGGGCGUUGCCCUGUCUUGCGCCCGGAGGAUGCUCACCACCAGUGGGCAUGGCUGUCUCCUCGGACUGCCUCCCCUCCAAACCCACCUCCUGCUACUCAGAGCAACAUGAGGACGCAAUUGACCUCAGGAAGACCAAACGAGGAGGGCACAUCAUUGGCUACAAGACUCUGUCUUACCCGCUCACCAGGCAGAAUGGAAAAAUCCGGUAUGAAUGCAAUGUCUGCGGCAAAGUCUUUGGGCAGCUGUCCAACCUCAAGGUCCAUCUGCGAGUACACAGCGGAGAGCGUCCUUUCAGGUGUCAGACCUGCAACAAGAACUUCACCCAGCUGGCCCACCUGCAGAAACACUACCUGGUUCACACAGGAGAGAAACCACAUGAAUGCAAGGUGUGCCAUAAACGGUUCAGUAGCACUAGUAACUUGAAGACCCACCAGAGGCUACACUCAGGUGAGAGGCCAUACCAGUGCAAGCUCUGCCCAGCCCGCUUCACUCAGUUCGUCCACCUCAAGCUCCACAAACGCCUCCACACUGGGGAACGACCUCACCGGUGUCCCCGCUGCCCUUGCGCUUAUCUCCACUACUGCAGCCUCCGGGUGCACCUCCAAGGCUUCUGUCCUCUCUCCCCCUCUGCCUCCCGCAGACACACGCCGGAGGAGCUGCACCGAGUCAACUCCGAGAUCGAGAGGUUUGACAUGAGCGAGGCGGCGGAGCAGCUGGAGGCCAUGGCCGCAGAGGCCGGGAUGGACAAGGGGAGUGUUUUUGACCUAAUACAGAAGAUGGAGACUCACACCUCAGGCCAACAGGAUGGUGCUAGAGGGGAGGCUGAGCUGCGUGUCUGCAAAUCAGCAAAGGAUUGUUCUGGUGUUCAGCUACAUCAUGGCAGCCCUCUACCUCUGCAUCCAACCAGCAUCAAGCUGGAGUCAAGCUGCAUAUCAGAGCCCUAAGACAGCCUUGCUAAUCCAGCCAUAUAAUCCUUACAGGUCAACUCAGCAGCUGUCUGUUACUGCCCUAUUUGAAGUAAAGCCUUAUCUCAAUCAUGGAUUGCCUAGCCUAUACUCUACAGAGACUGUUGCAUGUGAAGAAUCAAGACUUUACCAGCAUGGCAUGCGACACAUGGACUUGGUUGAUUUAAUGUAUACAUCUUUCUUAAUUUAUUCUGUUGCUAAUAUGAAUCUAAAUAUAUAAAAACACAGAUUUGUGACUUUUUCUGUAAUUUGUUUUGUAUCUCUUCAUGGAACAACUAAAUAUGUGAUUAUGCAUAAACAAAA
Lates calcarifer (barramundi perch) is the source of this 2902-nucleotide messenger RNA. It is a transcript of the gene prdm1c, whose product is annotated as PR domain containing 1c, with ZNF domain. Lineage: Eukaryota; Metazoa; Chordata; Actinopteri; Centropomidae. Gene Ontology annotation, biological process: regulation of transcription by RNA polymerase II; cell fate commitment. The record is from RefSeq and is a predicted model, not a curated record. Gene Ontology annotation, cellular component: nucleus; cytoplasm. Gene Ontology annotation, molecular function: histone deacetylase binding; DNA-binding transcription repressor activity, RNA polymerase II-specific; RNA polymerase II cis-regulatory region sequence-specific DNA binding.